Neltuma alba is the source of this 525-nucleotide messenger RNA. RefSeq names its product P34 probable thiol protease-like. Gene Ontology annotation, biological process: proteolysis. Bases 1 to 525 code for a protein of 174 amino acids. NCBI's taxonomy places the organism in Eukaryota, Viridiplantae, Streptophyta, Magnoliopsida, Fabales, Fabaceae. The transcript has 3 exons. The record is from RefSeq and is a predicted model, not a curated record. Gene Ontology annotation, molecular function: cysteine-type peptidase activity.
AUGGCUGCCACAAAGGAAGCUAUGUCCACGACGCAUUUGAAUAUGCCAUCAACAAUGGUGGAAUUGCCUCAUAGGCUGAUUAUCCUUAUACAGCUAAGAAUGAUACCUGCGAUCACCAAAAGGGGAAGAAAAACGAUAGCUCUUACAGUUGAUGAGUAUCAAAAUGUGACAUCCACCAAAUCAGAAAAUCCUCUAUUUUGUGCUGUUGCUAGACAGCCUGUUAGUGUUCAUACUUAUGCUGGUAGCAAAGACUUUCAACGUUACCACCAUGGACUGUUCAAUGGUAGUGGCUGCUCUGAGGUUGCACCUUAUUACAUUAAUCAUGUUAUGCUGAUUGUUGGAUAUGAUUCAUUUGGUCCCGGUCUUGAUUAUCGGAUUGUGAAGAACUCAUGGGGAAAAACCUGGGGAGAACAAGGUUACAUCAAAAUCAAAAGAAAUAUUGGUCAUCACUUAGGUGUAUGCAACAUCAAUUGCUGGGGUUAUUACCCAACCAAGAAGAACGUGAAGCUUGAUUCUGCUACAUGA